AUGAGGCGGGAAGAGGAGGAAGCGGAGGAAACCAGGAUGAAGGCAAAAGGAGACCUCGAGAUGAAGGAGGAAGAGGCAGUCAGUGAGAAGGGAGAAUCAGUUGGCCCUUUUGCGAGCGCCAUGCCCACUUCUAUGCCGCACAACAAGGGGUCCCGGUUUUCCGAGGUUUGGGAGUAUUUCCACCUGGCCCCUGUUCGUGCUGGCCACCACCCCAACCAAUAUGCCACCUGCCGCCUGUGUGGCAGGCAGGUGAGCCGUGGCCCGGGGGUUAACGUGGGCACCACAGCCUUGUGGAAACAUCUGAAGAGCAUGCAUAGAGAGGAGCUGGAGAAGACUGGCCAUGGUCAGGUGGGGCAGCACAAGGACUCCAGGCCCCAGGGGCCCCAGCUCCCCAUGGGUAUCGAGGGCGACUGGGCCCGGCUCCUGGAGCAGCUGGGGACCCUGGCUCUAUGGGCCAGCCAAAGGGAAAAGGAGGUGCUUAGGAGGGAGAGGGCAGUGGAAUGGCGUGAGAGAGCAGUGGAAAGGAGAGAGCGAGCCCUGGAGGAGGUAGAAAGGGCCAUCCUGGAGAUGAAGUGGAAGGGAAGGGCUGAGAAGGAAGCCUGUCGGAGGGAGCAAGAGCAACCUGCAGCGGCUCAUCCUUUCCAUUUUGUUUAA
Suricata suricatta (meerkat) is the source of this 654-nucleotide messenger RNA. It is a transcript of the gene ZBED2, whose product is annotated as zinc finger BED-type containing 2. The record is from RefSeq and is a predicted model, not a curated record. The coding region runs from base 1 to 654 and encodes 217 amino acids. Gene Ontology annotation, molecular function: DNA binding. The transcript has a single exon. Lineage: Eukaryota; Metazoa; Chordata; Mammalia; Carnivora; Herpestidae.